This is a messenger RNA of Yarrowia lipolytica CLIB122, 987 nucleotides long. The record is from RefSeq and is a predicted model, not a curated record. Lineage: Eukaryota; Fungi; Ascomycota; Dipodascomycetes; Dipodascales.
AUGAAGUUUUCCACCUCCGCCCUCGCCCUCGUUGCCUCCCUGGCUCUUGCCGAACAGGGUGAGCAGUACACCGACAACGGUCGAUACUCCCUUGCCGGUAUUGACCAAUCUCUGUACCAAUGGCCCCAGUCUGACUACGUCUACCACAUGGCUGCUCAGCGAGACAAUCGCAACAUUGCCAUGCGAACCGACGGCCGAAACCUCUACUUUGGUGACGCCCGAGACAUCAAUGGUUCUCCUCUUCGAGAGGUCAAUGUUUUCAUCGAUAUCGCCGGUGAUCUGAACAUUGCUGGUCCCGACGCCUCCGCUCGAUACGUCGGCGUUGACAACGGCCGGCUCGCCUUGUCUACCCGACGAAACAACAACAUCAACAUCCAGCGAUUUGGUGAUAACCGUGUCUCUUGGAGAUACAACGACCAGCAGCAGUUCCAGGCCUGCCCCGUUGAUCAGUACGGCAAUGCCUACGAUAUUUCUGACAACCAGCGGUCUUCCGACCACCUCCACCAGGUGUAUGCUGGUCGAGCUCCUUGCUCGAAGCCCGUCACCGUUUCUCUGAACGGUGCCCGACAGAACGGUCUUGCUCGAUACCAGGACUCCCAGCUCCGAAUUGCCAACAACCAGCAAUUCCGGGACUCCCGAAUCGUCCAGAAUGACGGCCGUCUCAUGCUUGUCGACAACCGAAGCCACGGCAACUUGAACCAGUUCCAGGGCCAGCUCUCUUACCGUGGCCAGCUCGUUGAUAACCAGGGACGAUUCAUCCAGCUCGGCAACCAGGCUUCCAUGCGAUUCACUGACCGAAACCAGGUCCGAAACGGUCUGACCGGCUUUUCUUACCGAGAUAACCGACUCACCUACCAGAACCAGGGCUUCAUUGCCUGUCAGGUCCAGAACGGCAUGUGGGAGCUCCGGCCCACUGCUGUUGAGGCUGCUGCCGCUUCCUGUGUCAACCCUCAGUACGUUGAGAUCUCCAUGGAGCCCCUCAACUAA